AUGUUCUUGGUGUCCUCCUUCAGCAACAUCGCCUCAUAUCGUGAAUUGGCAUAUAUAUCCAGUUCACUCAGAACCUCUUUUGUUCCAAAGGUUUCCCUAUCAGGGGAACCAAUUGAGCUCCCACCGUUGUGUGAAAGAGCACCACUAGAAUCUCCAGAGAAGUGCCCAUUGCUGCUGCCAUUAUCUGUGAAGUAUCGGUCACCAUUUGAGACGGAAUGGCCUGGAUCUGAGGCUCGAGCUGGUCGCCCCUUGAUGAAACCAACUCUCUUUUCGGACAAAAAUGGCAGAAACUCUUAUGUCUUUUUCUUGAAAGAAAACUAUCAGAAUGUGAUGGCCCUAUCACAGAGAGGAGCUGAGAGAACUGGUUCAGCAUUUGGGGUUGACCUGACACCCGAAGUAAUACCUGGCCGUACUCUACCAGUAGAGAGUGGUCGUUCUGGCAGUUUAGUCCUUAAGUUCGGUGGAGUUUCACUUGGAAAGUCUGGAAUAUCUAGUGGGCGAACUGGAGCUCGUGUCCGUGUAUUUGGGGAACUUGGACGAGAUGAUGGCGCUGACGAAGGUGCUGAACUCCGACCACUGCUGGCUAAGGGUCUGCCAUUAGAUGUCAUGUUAUUGCUGCCAGAAAUCCGCCCAGCAGAUGGCGUUGAUGAAAGCAUGGCAGGCCGACGAGUGGGUGUGGAUGACCGAGAGCUAGAACGGCUCACUGAAGGAACUGUACUUGAUGAAGAACUGGUACGAGUUAUUGCAGGAACUUUACCAGAGGAUGAGCUGGGACGGCUCACUGCACUUGUACUGCUUGAAGAUGAACUGGACAAGGUUCGAGACCGAGAGAUUGGAGUUGAUGAUCUUGAGCUUUGUGCUGACGUGUUCUUGGGAACAACAGAGUUGGACACAGAAGGACGAUUUUUCACUGGAGUAGACGGACGAAUAUUUGUUGGUGUAGACAGACGGCCUUUGACAGGUGUAGAGGACCGUGUUGGUACUGGACGUGACGAUGGAACAGAUGGCUUUGAUGCGGUAAGAGUGGCAGUCCGCUUGCUUGGGGUUGUAGGUCUUGAACUAACAGAGGAAAUGUUUGCAUUGAGGACUGAUGACCUGCUGUUGCUAGACAUUGGUGUAGAUUGA
Molecule: messenger RNA, 1125 nt
Organism: Miscanthus lutarioriparius
Lineage: Eukaryota; Viridiplantae; Streptophyta; Magnoliopsida; Poales; Poaceae
Source: the annotation of a GenBank genome assembly